GAAUGCAUCGGAGAGCUUGCGCUCAUGUAUAAUUGCCCUCGAGCCGCCACCGUCGUUGCGACUGAGGACUCAAAGUUGUUCGCACUGGAUCGCGAGACUUUUCAGUACAUCGUCCAUUCUUCUUUCGCGAGGAAACGGCAACUCUAUCACGAAUUCAUGCAGCGCGUGCCCGCUCUAUCUGGUUUAAGUCGCGACCAGCGAAACAAGAUAUCUGAUGUUUUGAAGACAGUGUUCUACAAGGAUGGUGAGGAUAUCAUCACGGAAGGUGACCCCAACGCCGACACAUUCUACUUCCUCUUUGAGGGCAAGGCAAUAGCGAGCAAAGAAAGCGAGGGGAUGCUCAAGGAGUACAAUCCGGGCGACUGCUUUGGGGAACUUGCGCUUCUAAUGGACCAGCCUCGCGCUGCGACUGUCAGAGCAGACGGUCCCUGCACCUGUGUCUGCAUCGACAGAGCAUCGUUCACGCGACUGCUAGGC
Molecule: messenger RNA, 477 nt
Organism: Guillardia theta CCMP2712
Lineage: Eukaryota; Cryptophyceae; Pyrenomonadales; Geminigeraceae
Exons: 5
Source: RefSeq, a predicted model, not a curated record